CGCAUGCGCAGUGUGAGGCGGCGCCACCAUGAACCCCCUGACGAAGGUGAAGCUGAUCAACGAGCUGAACGCGCGGGAGGCGGAGCUGGGCGUGCAGGAGGCGGUCUCGUGGCACGCGGAGUACAAGGACAGCGCCUGGAUCUUCGUCGGCGGGCUGCACUACGAGCUGACCGAGGGGGAUGUCAUCUGCGUGUUCUCGCAGUACGGGGAGGUCGUCAACAUUAACCUGGUGCGGGACAAGAAGACCGGAAAGUCCAAAGGCUUCUGCUUUCUGUGCUAUGAGGACCAGAGGAGCACCAUUCUCGCUGUUGACAACUUCAAUGGGAUCAAGAUCAAAGGAAGGACGAUUCGAGUGGAUCAUGUGGCCAACUAUCGGCCCCCCAAAGACUCCGAUGACUUAGACGAAGUCACAAAAGCCCUCCAUGCAAAGGGUUGUGGAGUUAAAACGCCACCUCAUACGUCAUCGGAUUCCCUGUCGGAAGAUGAUGAUGUGCCCGUAAAAAAGCAGAAAGAGAAGGAGAAAAGUAGGCAGGAGCGGCAGAAGCAGAGCUCGCAGGCCGCGAAGAGGGCGGUGUCCGCAGAGGAGGCGCACCCCAGAAUCAAGAUUAAGAAGGAGAAGGAGGACCCUGGCUACGAGCGCUACGCCAGCGGGAGCCAGCAGCCCUGGAAGGGCUCCGACAGGAAGCCUGUGAGCAGGACGCAGCGAGAAGAGGAGGAGCGGCGGCACCAGAGGCCUUCGGAGAGAAGAGGGGAAAAGAGCUGCCAGGACCAGAGGGGACAGAGUGGUUUGUGGGAAGAGCGGGAGAAGAGGGAGGAGGCUGGCAGGAAGGGCGACGGGCACGGCAGCCGGCGAGAAGAGUGUCCCGAGGGGGGCAGAUCCCGGGAGCGCUGGGAGCACGGCAGGGAGCCCCAUCCCAGGCACAGGGAGCGGGGCUCCGCGAGGGGCUCCAGCCGCUGCUGAGCCCUGGGGUGAGCACUCCAGGGGCUGAGUGCGGCCCCCAGCCCACCCAAAAACCUGCUCUGAGCCUCCCUGGGGGGUGCCGUGGCUGGACGCUCACCUCCAACGGCUUCCACGUGGUUUCUCAUUCCAUCCUUGGCCAGGGCUCCUUCCUGCCUGUGCUGCAGAGCGGGAUGCGAGUUUUGUUGCCCCCCUUGGCCCUUCUCGCAGCGAUGGACUCGCAGGUGUGCCGGGACGCUGCGGCAUGUGGGCGGUCGCUGGGAGCGGCAGGAUGCUCUCCUUCCCAAAACUGCCCAGCCCCUGUGCGGGUGUCCCUCUCUCGUGCUGCAGGGAGAGACCCAUGGGUGCCUCGUCGGCUUCAUGCACCAAAUUUGGGUCCUGAGGGCCCCUCCCAGCGCCUCUCCUGGGGCUGGGAGGGACCCCGAGCGCUGCUGCCGCGGGGCUAUGGACUGGCGGCGGGUUUAAACGCCUCUUAAUAAAGUCACCCGUGAGCCAGCAGCCAGCCCUGGGCGCGGCGUUCCUCCUACCGCAA
Grus americana (Whooping crane) is the source of this 1490-nucleotide messenger RNA. It is a transcript of the gene RBMX2, whose product is annotated as RNA binding motif protein X-linked 2. Lineage: Eukaryota; Metazoa; Chordata; Aves; Gruiformes; Gruidae. Gene Ontology annotation, biological process: mRNA splicing, via spliceosome. The transcript is spliced from 6 exons. Bases 29 to 961 code for a protein of 310 amino acids. The record is from RefSeq and is a predicted model, not a curated record. Gene Ontology annotation, molecular function: RNA binding. Gene Ontology annotation, cellular component: U2 snRNP; precatalytic spliceosome; catalytic step 2 spliceosome.